CGAGCUCCACGUUGUCUCCAUCGCUAUUCCAACCUCAAAGACUUAAAUUUCCAAUCACGAAUCCUGGGGAUUGGGUGGUUGGUUAUAAAUCCUUUCUUGCAUUGCAUAAUCGGUAAGGGUUGAGGGUCAGUUAUUGCUGAUUAAUGCAGCCCAUUUGUCAUCGACACUAUAGUCCUGCCUGCCAACACCCUUGGUUACCUACAUAGGCCAUAUGUCUCGAAAUUCUAUAUAUACCGGCUCUGUGCGACUAUUGUCGUAAUACAGAAUAGUCACAGGCAGAUUAAACUUCUCAGCCCUAUAGACACUUACCUUAUUCAUCCUCAAGGCUGAUUAGAACGCCAUAUUACCGAGAACGAUGUCAUCGCCAGCUCACCUACCAGCCCCCAGGCGCAUCACCGCCUCGAACCUCCCCCUUGCCGAAUCGAGUACCGCAAAAGCGCAUUCGGAACCCGGCGUAGAGGUCCUCGUGGACAGCCUCCCUCCCGAUCCUAUCAUGGGAGGUGUCUUGAUGAGAGCGCGAGUGGCAUCUAGCAAGAGAGUACCGACUAGCAACGACGGACAUGGCAAUCUAGCACUCGAUGAUGUGCCCGGCAUGGGAAUCGUGUUGCCAGGGGGUCUGAACAUGUACUACCUCGACAUCGCCCCAAACUCGGAGGGUGUGAUGCACCGUACGACGUCUACCGAUUAUCUCGUCGUGCUGAACGGGACCCUGAGCCUCUUGACCCCAGCCAAGCCGUUUGACGUAAUCGACGGAAAACCCACUUAUGGCGAGCCCGUCGAGACGCUUUGCAACCCGGGGGACGUUGUACUCCAGCGAGGAAUCGCGCAUGCCCUAUCGAAUCGUAGUAGCGAAUGGGUUCGUGUGAUGGCCAUCGUGCUGGCUUCGGAACCCAAUCGUGUACCGGUUACGGGAUCGGGUCCCGCAGGGCAGUCGGAAACUUCUGCGGCGUUAGACGACAUAUGGCUUCAAUAAGCGAGCUAGCUUACAACGCUGCUGCGGAAGUCGUCUAUCCUGCGCUCAUCAUAUACGCAUUUUUGUACAGUGUAACCAACAGAGUUACCUAACGCGUUUAUCUUCGGUUAUAC
This is a messenger RNA of Annulohypoxylon truncatum, 1086 nucleotides long. RefSeq lists its product as uncharacterized. The record is from RefSeq and is a predicted model, not a curated record. Bases 356 to 973 code for a protein of 205 amino acids. NCBI's taxonomy places the organism in Eukaryota, Fungi, Ascomycota, Sordariomycetes, Xylariales, Hypoxylaceae. The transcript is spliced from 4 exons.